Messenger RNA from Oncorhynchus nerka (sockeye salmon), 3894 nucleotides. RefSeq names its product integrin beta-1-binding protein 1-like. Gene Ontology annotation, molecular function: integrin binding. Gene Ontology annotation, cellular component: ruffle; cytoskeleton; lamellipodium. Bases 1451 to 1687 code for a protein of 78 amino acids. The transcript has 3 exons. The record is from RefSeq and is a predicted model, not a curated record. Gene Ontology annotation, biological process: negative regulation of focal adhesion assembly; negative regulation of substrate adhesion-dependent cell spreading. Lineage: Eukaryota; Metazoa; Chordata; Actinopteri; Salmoniformes; Salmonidae.
ACAAAUCAUUAUUUACAAUGACGGCCAACCAAAAGGCCCCCUGCGGGGGCUGGGAUAAAAAAAAUAACACACAUCACGAUAAGAGAGAAAACACUACAUAAAGAGAGACCUAAGACGACAACAUAGCAUGGCAGCAACACAUAAAAACAUGACAACAACAUGGUAGCAACACAAUAUGGCAGCAGCCCAACAUGGUAGCAGCACAAAAUAUGGUACAAACAUUAUUGGGCACAGACAACAGCACAAAGGGCAAGAAGGUAGAAACAACAAUACAUUACGCAAAGCAGCCACAACUGUCAGUAAAGUGCCCAUGAGUGAGUCUUUGAAUGAAGAGAUGGACAUAAAACGGUCCAGUUUGAGUGUUGCAGCGAACUGAAAAUAGGAGCGACCCAGGGAUGUGUGUGACUGGCAGAACGGAUGUUGUAUGUGGAGGAUGAGGGCUGCAGUAGAUAUCUCAGAUAGGGGGGAGUGAGGCCUAAGAGGGUUUUAUAAAGAAGCAUCAACCAGUGGGUCUUGUGAAGGGUACACAGAGAUGACCAGUUUACAGAGGAGUAUAGAGUGCAGUGAUGUGUCAUAUAAGGAGCAUUGGUGGCAAAUCUGAUGGCCGAAUGGUAAAGCCACUCGAGAGCAGCCUUACCUGCCGAUCUAUAAAUUAUGUCUCCGUAAUCUAGCAUGGGUAGGAUGGUCAUCUGAAUCAGGGUAAAUUUGGCAGCUGGGGUGAAAGAGGAGUGGUUACGAUAGAGGAAACCAAGUCUAGAUUUAACUUUAGCCUGCAGCUUUGAUAUGUGCUGAGAGAAGGACAGUGCAUCGUCUAGCCAUACUCUCAAGUACUUGUAUGAGGUGACUACCUCAAGCGCUCAACCCUCAGAGGUAGUAAUAACACCUGUCGGAGGAGGGGCAUUCUUCUUACCAAACCUGUUACUCAGGCCCAGAAGCCAGGAUAUGCAUAUAAUUGGUACCAUUGGAUAGAAAACACUUUGAACUUUGUGGAAAUGUUAAAAUAAUGUAUGAGACUAUAACACAUUUGAUAUGGUAGGAGAAAAUAAAUUUUUCUUUGGAGAGCUCAUGCUCUUCCAAUGGAACUUAUAAGGUCAUAUCCAAAUCCAGCUCCCAGAUUGCAAUUUCUAUGGCUUCCCCUAGAUGUCAACAGUCUUUGUUCAAGGUUUCAGACUUGUUUCUUCCCAAACGAGGAAGAAUUUUGAGUUUUAGUACUGGGAGUCAGAGUUGGAAAACAGUCUGUGCGUGCGCCAGGAAGAGGGCAUGCACCUGCUAAUUUUGCUUUUCUAUUCAACAUCUUUCCGUAUGAAAUAUUAUAGUUUACUUACAUUUUAGGGUACUUGAGGUUUCAAUAGAAACGUAUUUUGACUUGUUUAAACAAAGUUUAGCGGUAGCUUUUUGGAUUCCUUUCUCUGCAUGUUGAACGAGUGGAUUGGUGAAAGUUCCUUUUAACAUGAUACUUCAAUAUUCCAAGGACGUUCUCCAGCACCACCCUCUCUACCUGAGUGUGAGGAUGCUGUGUUAUAAUGACGGCCUGGGGUCUGGGAAGAACCUGCUGACUCUCAAGACCACCGACGCCAAGCAGCAGGAGUGUAGCAUCUGGGUGUACCAGUGGAGCAGCGCGGUGAAUGUCUGUGAACAAGGCCAGGCCAUCUGCAGGUGUUGUCCGCCUCGUCCGACUGUGUGCUGACAUCAGAGAAGUCCUGAAGAGCAGUUGCCCUCAGGGACGUGGUGGAGACGGGUAACACCAUGAACCAGUCGGGAGCCUGGAAACCAUAGUUUACAGCAGGGUCACAUCAGGGCCGUAGCACAGUCCGCAAGAUCCGAGCAAGGCUCCCGCCUAACCCCAGUCAUGGGGCAGAGAGAAAAAUGUGCAGUUGUAUAGCUAAUCUCAUGCUAUUUAACACAUUUUGCCAUGAGGCGGAGAGAAAAUGUUGCUGUUUUAGAGCUCAGGGAUUCUUGAAAGACGGGACAAUCUCAACUUUCUUAACAGCAUUUUAAAUAUAUAUUUUGAUAGACCAAAGUAUCAGCUAUCACACCAUGUAAAGGAACAACCUAUUAUUAUUAUUAUUUUUUUUUUUAAAUGACAUGUUUUCAUAAAAUGUCUACUCUGUCAGACACCAUACAUGGCAUUUCACUUACAAUUAUUAUCCAACAAGUGUUUAAAGGCCUUGGUUGUUUAAUUCUAACAUUUGAUUAUUCAAAUAUGUAAUACAAAUCUCCAAACUUCUUUUUGUUUUGUUUUAUAGCACUAUAUAAUGCUCCAGGGCUCAUUUAGUUAGCAUUUUGGCAUGUUUUUCUACAUUUAGGACAUUAACAUUUAUGAGGCCAACAUUAUCCAUUAGGUCUAGCACAGCAAUUACUUCAAUUGUUUAAGCAUAUGGUGCAGAACAGUGAUUAAAAUAUUUGUGUCAGAAUAUUGACAACAAAAAAUGUAUCAUAAGGGCGUUAGCCAUCAGUGACGGAGUUAACAAGCCACUGACAGACUUGACAACUGAUACUCAAAACAGACAUAUUUUUGCCUCUAAAAAUAAAAGUUAAAUACAAAACAUUUGUAAAAUCUGGAAAAUGAUUUGAAAAUCCCCAAAAGAAACAACAUUCCUGUCAUAUCUUUCAGAAAUCAGAUCAAGUUGAUGGUUUACGGAGUUCACAAAAUGUUUAUUUUUGUACUUCAUUCAAGUAGUAUACACAGUAGAAAUUUAGUUUCUCCUCAGUUACUUUAUAACUCUAAAACCUAAUUAAAUGUGACAUUUGAACCUAAAUGAAUAUCCUAUCGUAAUCUAUCAGGCAUAUGGAGCUGACAGUUCAUGGUUGUGACCAUGGUGAUUUCAAUAUUGUUUGUUUAAAUCUAUCAAAAGUCAACUUUACAGACCAUUAAUGGUCUUGUUGCACUACAUGUAAUGAGGACAUGAAUAAGGGGUGUCCUUAUGGUAUAGAUGACCCUGCUUAGGAGUUGACCAAAUUUCCAGACACAUCUUUUAGAGAAAUAUUCUUUAAAGCCACAUAGGGCUAGUGCAAGAAACUACAUAAGAUAAUUUUUCAUAAAAUUAUUGGCAGUUUUUUUUGUUGAGUUUGAAAUUGGGAUCCUUUGUUCCAGACCAGGGCAUUUUCAGGCAUAAAGCCUACAUGGAAAUGAAUCAUAUUGAAAGUAUUUAGAAAAUUCCAUAAACAAAUAUCUUCCUUAUAAAACUCCCCUAAAUGUGAAAGUUAAGCUCAAAUAACAAAACGUUUCCCUGCUGGACAAGGAUUGUCCUGACUUUCAAGAAUCCCUAAGCUAAUUUCCUGCUAUUUUGCCAUGAGGCUGAGGGAAAAUAUUGCAGUUUUAAAGCCAAUUUCUUGUAAUUCUUAAUGUUUUUGAAAUGGCAUGUGACAUGCUAUCUGGGGGCCCAACGCCCCCUUUGCGGGGGUUGCGUAAUACGCCAAUGGGUCACAUGACUUACCCAGCAUGCUCUGCAACACCUGUCAGUUGACCAUCAUGAGUAACUUCAUUUCACAGUACAGGGACCUCAGUGCAUGUCUCCGUCAUGGCUGGACUUGAAAAGGAUUUGGCUGUUUGAUAUCUAGGUCUCCGAUGACAUUAGUACAGCAUCCAGAGACUCCAUUGACCUCCUUUAUAACCAUGGUACACCAGUCACUAUAUCCACCAUGGAUGGAAGAACAUACAAAAUCAUCAUAAAUAUGCUGUAGGGAAGAAAGAGGGUCUAUCUCCCUCUCUUACCCCCUCCCUAUACACACCAAAGGGGUGGUAGCAGGACAUGCGUUUGUGCCUCUCGUCCCUCUCUCCAUACCUCUCCUAUAUUCCCUUACUCCAGAUGGAUAUGUGAAUACUGAAUAAUUCCAGAAAAUGUGUUUUAUUUGAUUCCCUUUUUGUCCUUUAAAACAUGUCAGUUUGUGGUA